Molecule: messenger RNA, 930 nt
Organism: Miscanthus lutarioriparius
Lineage: Eukaryota; Viridiplantae; Streptophyta; Magnoliopsida; Poales; Poaceae
Source: the annotation of a GenBank genome assembly
AUGGGCUGCUCGAAGCUGAUUGCACUAGUACUUGUCCCGGCUCUUGUAGCCGUCCAUGUCCAUGUCCCAAUGGCCAGCGCAGCCAACUCCAACCUGUUCCGGGACUACAUCGGCGCCAUCUUCAAUGGCGUCAAGUUCACCGACGUUCCCAUCAACCCGAGAGUCCGGUUUGACUUCAUCAUGGCCUUCGUCAUCGACUACACCACCGCCACGGAGCCGCCCACCCCGACCAACGGGCAGUUCAACAUCUUCUGGCAGAACUCGGUGCUGACGGCCUCCGCGGUGGCCGCCAUCAAGCAGAGCAACCCGAACGUGCGGGUGGCCAUCAGCCUCGGCGGCGCCACCGUGAACGACCGGCCGGUGUUCUUCAACAUCACCUCCGCGGACUCGUGGGUGCAGAACGCCGUGUCCUCCCUGACCAGCAUCGUCCAGGAGUACAACCUGGACGGCAUCGACAUCGACUACGAGCAGUUCCAGGCAGACCCGGCCACCUUCGCCGAGUGCAUCGGCCGCCUGGUGACCACGCUCAAGCGCAACGGCGUGAUCAAGUUCGCGUCCAUCGCGCCGUACGGCAACGCCGACGUGCAGCGCCAUUACCAGGCUCUGUGGGCGAGCUACGGGAGCGUCAUAGACUACGUCAACUUCCAGUUCUACGCCUACGGCGCCAGCACGACGGAGGCGCAGUACGUGGACUUCUUCAACCAGCAGCUCGUCAACUACCCUGGGGGCAACAUCCUGGCCAGCUUCACCACGGCGCCAACCACGACGUCGGUGCCCAUCAACACGUCGCUCAGCGCUUGCCAGACGCUGCAGUCGCAGGGCAAGCUGUACGGAAUCUUCAUCUGGGCGGCCGAUCAUUCCAGGAGCCAAGGAUUUAAGUACGACACACAAGCACAAGCGCUGCUCGCCAACGCUCCUGCUGGCUACUAG